CGUGCUCGGUAGUACGGACGCGUUAGUCGAUGUCCUGGGACUGACAUCUAUUCGCUUUUGUGUAAACUAAAAUAGCUUUACAUGGGCAGCGGGUCGGAAAAUUUGUAUCUGGGUACGAGCAGGGCGUAUUUUGAUUACCGCGCGUCUCGAGGAAAAGUAAAAGACAAUCACGUGGGCAAGUCGAUAGGCAACGGCGAGGACGAAAGUAUUGGCGCCAUUGAAGACGAGGACAGCCGAAAUGGAGGAGAAUCAAACAUCGGAAAGUGUCGCUGUGUUACCGGACAUGUCCGAACCGUUGACGAGCGAAACCGAGGAGUCGGCUGCCCUAACGGGCGAACACGAAGCCCAUCCUGUUGCUGUCACGGCCAACGUUUCCUCCGUUCCAGGGGUCGGCGUUCCCGUUUCACUUCCCGUUGGCUCGAUCAUCGGGGUAGCUAAUUCCAGCAAUGGCACCACCUUCAACGUCAUUACCUCCGACCAGCUGCAGCUACCGGGCUCUGGUCAAUUUAAACAAAUGUUAUGCGUGGAUAAUGGAUUUAUCUGUGAGCCUCGUCAUGAUAAGGACAGCGAUCCUUUGCGCUGGAACGGGGAGUUGAAAGCAACGCAUAUCGUAAUCCAGAACAGUACAGAUGAAAAUGAUAGUGAUCAAAUUCACGUCACAACAGCCAACUCGCAGCCAAUAUGCAGUUGGUCAGAGUCUGCAAACAUGGCUGUACUGCCAGUUAGGUGUAAAAACACUAACGCAGAACUGCACAAAAGUAGAUUUGGGUCAGGGGGAAGAGGACGCUGCAUAAAACUUGGAGAUACGUGGUACACACCUAGUGAGUUUGAAGCUCUUUGUGGAAGAGCAUCAAGCAAAGAUUGGAAACGUAGUAUAAGGUUUGGGGGCAGGAGUUUACAGACCUUGAUAGAUGAACAGAUAUUGAAACCACACGCCACAUCCUGUACUUGUGCAGCCUGCUGUGAUGACGAUAGCGCUACCGGCCCAGUGCGAUUGUUCACCCCUUACAAGCGUAGGAGAAGAGCGAGAGAAACGUCUGAUGGUGAGACACCAAUUCGCAAACACAAAAGUGACAAUUCUCGAGAUGGAAGUAACAAUGACGACAGUGACACUGAAGUUGUUGUACCCGACAAGGAAAGCUGGUCUCAAUUUGUAUCAGCAGAUGGAUUGGUGGUUCAACAGCCACAAGAACAGGAAACGGUUGUACAGAGUGUGCAUCAAAUCGAAAAUGGACAAAACGAAGAUGUUUUUAAGAAGCUCGACGAAAUGUCGAAUAAGAUGUUGAAACUUGCCUAUGAAUUUAGGCAGACUCUUGCCGAAGCCAAAGAAUUAAGUAGGCAACAGAAGCGAGAGCAAGCUCUCGCUGCGCAACUCAAUGUCCGAGGUGAAGUCAUUGAAACAGUCGGUCUGCAGCCAACUUCGGAUACACACAACAAAAAAUGUGCCAACUGCAAUCGAGAAGCUUUUGCCGAGUGUUCACUGUGUAGGCGUACGCCUUAUUGUUCUACGUUCUGCCAACGAAAGGAUUGGGCUGGUCAUCAGGUAGAAUGUGUAAGAGGAGCUGCAGAGACAGUUAUGCUGAUAGUUGAGAGUAGUAGCGGAGAUGCGAAUGCGCUUUCAACAUCAGCCGGGGACCAAUAGCUAGUGUUCCUCACUCCGAUUCAUCAAAAGAAUCCUGGGAGUGAAGAAUUGGAUAUGGAAAAUUCGCCAACAGAAGAAUCAGAAACAGAUAUUAAAGUUGCCAAGUCCGAGAUGGACAAGAAAGAUAGAGAAUAGAAUAAUUAUGUUUUCGAUGGAAAAUAAUAAUGAGCAAGGUAAGAAAUCCAGGUUCAAACGUAUUGCAUUGAUGUUAAAAAUUGAAUAACAUAGAACACCGAUGUUAAGAAUUUUGAAUACUUGGGAUCUUGAAAAUUGAGAUCGAGAAUAUUUUACCAAUCAAAGACAACUUGGAAUGCAACUUGUUUUUCUGCAAACGAAUUCAUACCAAAUGUUAGCUUUUAGAUGUUUUCUACACACCCAAUCUAAUAAUUAUGUGGUAGGAUUAAAGAUUGUGAAAUAGUGUAAAGAAAUGAAGCAGUGAAUUUAGGUUGGACAUAAAAUGUUGUAAAAUAUAGAUACUAAUUUUUAUUCUCUUGUAUAAACAUAUUGACUGUUAGCAUCAUAUCGUACGGAUUUUUUGCAAUGAAGCACGAGGCUAAAAAAAAUUAAAGGACUUCGCCAAGUAGGGUUGUACACCUAAUUUCACAUAUUUUUAAUAUAAAUGUUCAAAGAAAUGUGUGAAGGUGUGAGUUCCUUGCAAUAUUUCUCUGCCAAACCAUUAAGGUAAAUCUAUAUCAUUACAAUAUUCUAAUAAGAUAAAGUUGAAAAUUAAAAAAAAACCAAUACAUACCUGAAAUUUAUAUCUCUGACUAUUUCUAAUUAUCGAAAUAUUUAUAAUAUAUGAGCUCAUCUCUAUGAUCUUCAAUUCAUUUUCAAUUUCAAGGAUGCAUUAAAUUAUUCUGCAAACACGAAUUGCAUUCAUGGUCUACCAUUUUUAUCGAAUGUCAUUUAAUAUCGUCAUUGAUGUUUCUUAUAAAAAUGAGUAAAUAGCAAUCAUCUAUCUAAUAUAAUAGUCAUUUCACAAAAAUACCACAUACAGUGCUGUUAGUACAUUUCAUUAUUAUAA
Messenger RNA from Diprion similis, 2666 nucleotides. RefSeq names its product deformed epidermal autoregulatory factor 1 (gene Deaf1). NCBI's taxonomy places the organism in Eukaryota, Metazoa, Arthropoda, Insecta, Hymenoptera, Diprionidae. Bases 239 to 1642 code for a protein of 467 amino acids. Gene Ontology annotation, biological process: positive regulation of transcription by RNA polymerase II. The transcript has 4 exons. The record is from RefSeq and is a predicted model, not a curated record. Gene Ontology annotation, molecular function: RNA polymerase II cis-regulatory region sequence-specific DNA binding; DNA-binding transcription activator activity, RNA polymerase II-specific.